CAGCGUCUGAGAAUGUACGUUUACAUAAUUUUCCUUUAAAUAAAUUAUUUGAACCAGAAAGGAAGCCAUUAAGCUUUCGGCGACACCAUUUGCUCUUCUUUCUUCUUCGCUCUCACUACUCUGUGGAAACUAUUACCGAGUCAAAAAAGCAGAGCCUUCUCUCUCUCUCCAUUCCUCUCUGUUAUACAUAGUCGCUCACCAGCCCAUACACACACUUCACUGUGGAAGAAUUUCACCUCUCCGGUCGAUGCUGUUGUGUUUCCACGGCGGUCUGAACUCGACCAUCCAGGAGGCCAAGUACACGACCGGGUCGCCGGAAUGUCUAGCAAUCCGUCCGACGGGUCUUCCGAAGACUUCUUUGAGCAAAUCCUAGGGUUCCCCCCUUACGUCUCCGAUGCCAAUUUGGCGGGAACGGCUUCAGCGUCUCCGAUGAUGCUCCAGCUCGGCUCCCGAGACGGGUCGGGUCACCUCGGUGGUGUUAGGAUGGGUAUGGGGCUGGGCGGGAUGGGGAUGCCUUUCCACGCAACUGGUACGCCGUUUCCGCUGGGGCUCAGCUUGGAGCAGGGGAGAGGUGAGUUCAUGAAGAUGAACGAUACAUCUUCUCACAGCAUGAAGAUGGAUAACAGAGCUUCAUCUUCUAUGAAACCUGGUUUCCAUGGCCAGCUGAUGCCAAGCUCAGUUCCCAAUAUGGCACAUCCACCUGCAGUUCGACCAAGGGUGCGGGCAAGGCGGGGUCAGGCAACUGAUCCACAUAGUAUUGCUGAGAGGUUGCGCAGGGAAAGAAUAGCAGAAAGGAUUCGAGCAUUGCAAGAGUUGGUUCCCAAUGUUAAUAAGACUGAUAGAGCAGUCAUGCUUGAUGAAAUUGUGGAUUAUGUGAAGUUCCUAAGACUUCAAGUCAAGGUGUUGAGCAUGAGCAGAUUGGGAGGGGCUGGGGCAGUUGCACCAUUAGUAACUGAAAUGCCAAUUUCAUUGUCAGAGGAAGAGGGCGGAGAAGCAGGAAAAAGUCAACCGGCGUGGGAGAAAUGGUCAAACGACGGAACGGAAAGACAGGUCGCUAAACUGAUGGAAGAAAACGUUGGGGCAGCAAUGCAAUUUCUCCAGUCCAAGGCCCUCUGCAUUAUGCCAAUCUCCCUUGCUUCCGCCAUCUACCACUCCCAAUCCCCAGACACCACUGCUCCUAGCUUCUUAAAACCUGAAACAAAUCCUCCUUCAUAAGAAAACACCACUGCUCCUAGCUUCUUAAAACCUGAAACAAAUCCUCCUUCAUAAGAAAACACCACUUUCACAUAAUGCCCUUCACCUUUUCUUUGAACCUUUUGAAAUGGAAAUCCUAGUCAGAUGCCAGGGUGCCACAACCUUUGUUUUCCGUGUCUUCUUGGGUCUUUAUGCAAAGACGCUGUUCGGUGUCGUGUUAUAAAAUAACCGGAUAGGUUGUGGCCAAAUUGUCAAAGGCACCUUUGAUUUGCUGCCUGAUUUUAUGUAUCAUGUAUGUAUGCAUUAUUAGGAAAGAAAAAAAGUAUAGUCGGUGGUGGGCAUGUGGGGUUGCCUGGUGUUUUAGUGGUGAAUGACAGAAGCCCUUUUACUGUUUUAAAAUUAUAAUAUAGCCCGGGAGGCCGGGAGUCCUGUUUCAGUAGUGGAUGUUUAAACAGUUAUACUUAUUAAAUGCAAAAAGUUGUAAGGCACUUGUAUUUGAUUAUUCAGUAUUGAGUUUUUCUAUAAUAUUGCUCAUAUUGAAACAACCUUAGACUAAUAUGUUACUCCUGC
Cuscuta epithymum is the source of this 1764-nucleotide messenger RNA. The record is from the annotation of a GenBank genome assembly. NCBI's taxonomy places the organism in Eukaryota, Viridiplantae, Streptophyta, Magnoliopsida, Solanales, Convolvulaceae.